Messenger RNA from Anoplopoma fimbria (sablefish), 1842 nucleotides. It is a transcript of the gene sparta, whose product is annotated as spartin a. The transcript has 7 exons. Gene Ontology annotation, biological process: negative regulation of BMP signaling pathway; cell division. The record is from RefSeq and is a predicted model, not a curated record. Gene Ontology annotation, cellular component: plasma membrane. NCBI's taxonomy places the organism in Eukaryota, Metazoa, Chordata, Actinopteri, Perciformes, Anoplopomatidae. The coding region runs from base 1 to 1842 and encodes 613 amino acids.
AUGACUGAGCCUGCUGAGCUGCUGCUCAUCAAGGACCAGUAUGAGUUGGCGUUUCAUUCUCUGAGCCGCGGGCUGGCUGCUGAAGAGGCCGGGAGAAGAGCAGAGGCCCUGGUGUUUUACAGGAAAGGUCGACAGCACCUUACCCAAGGACUGGAGGUUCCCACUGGAGGGGAGAGGCAGCAGGGAGCGGUCUGGGACACGGCCAGGCAACUUCAGCAGAGGAUGAGGGACACUCUGAGGACUGUCAACACCCACAUCUCUGACCAGGAGACCUCCCAGCUGACAAAGGGAUGCCAGAGGAGCCGCCUGUUGAUGGACCUUCCUCCCAAUCUUUACCCAGACCUGGCACCAAGCAGUCAGCCUCCCCAGAGCUCCCUCAAUCAUCUGUACCCCACUGUACCUCCUACCACCCAGAACACAACCCCAAAACUUCCUCCCAGGCCUCCUUCCCCUGCUGUGCUGCACACGCUCUGUGCAGCCACUCCGGGAACUUUAGCGAUGGCUGCCUCAGGGGACCAGCCUCCAGCGUACACACCACAGCCAACCCUCGGCCACCACAGUCUGUUUUACGGUCCUGCUGGAGGCGGCCUCAGACCGGGAAAGCAGACUGGAGCAACAGCGGGAGAAGAUGGAAACGAGCUGCUUUUCAUUCCCUAUGGGGUGCAGAUGUUUUUCGUGGCACCUAAUGGGCAGGUCAGCUCCCUGUCCUAUCCAGGCUUCCUUCGCAUCAUCGCAAUAAACAGUCAGAACAAGGAUUCCACUGCUGGAAGACCCUCAACAUUUCUUCAUGUGUGUGACUGGCUUUACCUGCUUACAGCAGACACUCCAGUGCUAUUGGCUAACUCUGGGAUCUUCAUGUUCCCUGACACCUUGUCAAAGACGCCAGGGUCCUUCGUGGGCAUAGUGUUGUCCGCCGAACUGCCUGCUGUACAUCGAGAGACGUUUCAGGACCUCCUCUCGCAGCUGGCUGACCUAAGGGUCCAGGGUCCAGAGACGGAAGGGUCAGAGGUCAUCAACCUGAGUGAGAAAAUCCCCCUUGGUCCCAUUAAAGAGCAUGAAGGACUUACACUGCCAACAGGGGAGAAGGACAAACCACCACUUCCUGGAUGGAGUGAGAAGAUGGCACAAGGAAUCUUGACAGGAGCUACACGGUUGAGUGUUGGGUUGGUAAAAGGAGCAGAGGCCACUGGGAGGGCCAUUCAUAAAGGAGCAGCCAAGAUCCGGGACCACAUUACGCCCGAGGAAACCCCUUCAGAGGUCAACCCCCGUGUCACCAAAGGUCUGCAGGUGGCUAAACAGGCCACCGGGGGUGCUGUUCGCGUCAGCCAGUUCUUAGUUAAUGGAGUGAGUACGGUGGCAGGACACGUGGCAGAAAAGAUGGCUCCCCAUGUCAAGAAACAGGGAGCUAAGCUGGUCCCAGAGUCUAUGAAGAACAAAGAUGGCGGCCCUUCCAACUGGGAUGGAGCCAAAUUUGUGGCAAUCAGCAGUGUACACGGAUUCUCUACUGUUUGGUCUAGUCUGGAGACUGGAGCAAAGCUUGUUGGCAAAAGUGUUACGGCAGAAACUGUGACGACGGUGACAUACAAGUACGGUAACGAUACGGGCGAAGCCACAGACACUGCUCUCAAGUCAGUGGUCAAUGUUGGUGUGACUGCCUACAACAUUGACAAUCUGGGUAUCAAAGCCAUCAUGAAGACCACAGGGAAGAAGACCGCCAAGGCCCUUGCCAAAACGCCGGGCGAACAGCCGGCGCAAACUGAGGGAAAGGAGGCGCAGAAACGAGAACAUCAAGGAGAUACAAAUGGGAAGGAAAAGCAGAAGAAAAAGGAGAUGGAGAAGUAA